Rotaria sordida is the source of this 2076-nucleotide messenger RNA. NCBI's taxonomy places the organism in Eukaryota, Metazoa, Rotifera, Eurotatoria, Philodinida, Philodinidae. The record is from the annotation of a GenBank genome assembly.
AUGAUAACUACAAUCGAAACACUACCUAAUGAAAUUCUUCUUCAUAUUUUUUCUUAUUUACCAUGGUUUGACAUGUUAACUUCUUUAUGGUCAUUAAAUAUUCGUUUUAAUUCUCUUAUAUGUUCAACUCUUUCGAUAGAUAAUAAUUCGUUAAACAGUGGUCUUGUUAUUACACAUGGUUUAUCUUAUAAUAAAUGUCGUUCGAUAUUAUUUUCGUUGAUCUCGAAUUGUUCGUCUCUUGCUUCUUCUAUUCAACGUAUUUAUUUUGAUGGAAGAAGUUCAAUAGCUUGUGAUCUUAGUUACGAAUGGUUAUUUACUAAUAAAAAUAUUCUUCGUUUUCCUAAUCUUAAAUCACUUAUUCUUAUUCGAUGUGAAUCAAUUGAACCAACAAUUCAAAGUUUAUCUUAUCUUAUUGAACAUCAAUUAGAUAAUCUUACAUUAACAUUUGACGAUCAAGUGUUCAAACGAAUUCACCAUUUAACAAGAGCUUCUUUGCCAACUUCUCAUAUAGAAAAUGAAAUGAUUAUGAUCAAACAAUUUCUUUGUAAAUUAUUCUCUGAUCAAUGUCAAUUAAUAUCUUUUCGACUUGAUAUUAGUAAUGAAUCUCGAGAUGGCAGUAUUCAUCGAUGUUUAUCAUCAAGUUUUUAUAUCUUUUCCAAUUUAAUUUCAUAUCAACAUCAAUCUUAUUGUGUAACCCUUCGUUAUUUAUAUAUCCGAAUUAAUCAAAUACGUUUUCUUGAAGAUCUUAUUGAACAUGUACCUAAUCUUGAAAAAUUAUCAGUUGAGUUAGAUUGUUCAUUAGGUUCGUUUGCAUCAUGGAGGAAAUCAAAUGUUGAAAUAUUAAAACAAUCAAAGACAAAUUGGUUUAAUAAAAUACAAAAAUUAAAAUAUUUUAGUUUAAAAACUUUCAUUUAUGAGGAUUAUGAAUUUAUUUAUUUAAAAUGGCUUCUCAAUAAUUUAAAUUAUAUUGAAAAACUUCAACUUCAUAUUAAACAUGAUAUAUUAAACGAAAGAAUAUGUCAUAAUAUAAUGAAAUCUUUGAUUGAUGCAAAUUUUAUUCGUCAAUAUUGUUUACCUGAUUUAAUACCGAAUUUAAUUUAUUUUAAUUUUUAUAUUUAUUGGAAAUGUCAAUUAUCAUUUAAUGAUAUUGAAAUAAUAAAAAAUUCAUUUAAAAUUCAUCCAUUUUUUAUUUCAUAUCAAUGGACAGAUGUAACAUGUUUAUUUGAUCCAAUAAUUGAAUGUCAACAUUUAUUCUCUUCUUUUAAUAAUACAGUUCAAUCUUAUAAUAGUUUUAUUAAUUAUUCAUAUAUUUUCAAUUGGCCACCUCUUUACAACAUUUGGUAUAAUUUAUAUCCAUCACUUUAUUUAUUUCUUGAGCGAUUUAAUGAUUAUUAUCGUCAUGUUUCGUGUAUCAAAGUAUAUAAAAAUUCCAUACAAGAUUUUAAUAAAACUGAUCUUCUAAUGUCAUUGGAAAUUUUAUCCAAUAUGAAAGAAAACAAUCGAAUUGAUGGUCUUUUUCGAAAUGUUACAAAAAUUCAAUUUGGAACAUAUUUUGAUCGAAGAAACCGCUAUAAUCAUUUGGCAAUUGAUCAGAACGAAAUACGUGCAAAAAUACUUGCUUAUCUUAUUUCAAUGACUGUACAACUCAAGUAUCUUCUUGUCGAACGAUUUGAAUGGCUUUUACAUAUUGUUCAAUACACAUCUGACAAACUAAUCAUCAACACCUUAAAUACUGUUCAAUAUGCUGAAUUUUGUCUUUCAAGUUGUCAUUACGGUUGUAGUGAACAAGUUCGUAUUGGUAAAAAUCUUGUGCCGUUUCUCAGCACAUAUAUGCCUCAUUUACAAACAUUACAUCUUUGGCGACCAGGUGAUUUUCCAUGGACAUCUACUCAACAUGUGACCGUCUUUGAACAAGAUCUUUGUCAAUUGAAGGAGAACUUAAAAGAAUUUACCUUUCUCAAUGUUUAUGGUAAAACUGAUCCCAAAAAAGUUGAACCUUAUCGGUUAAUGGUUCAAACUCGCUUUCCUCAUAGUCGAAUAGAUGUUGACAUAUCACGAUUUCGUUUGUGGUUUUAA